AUGCUGGAGAAGAACGGCAUUGACUUUCUGGUAUUGGAAGCUUAUCGCGACAUUGCGCCCCAGGCUGGAGCAAGCAUUGGUCUUUUACCAAAUGGUCUGCGAAUUCUUGAUCAACUAGGGUGCUACGAACGAGUUCUCGCCGAAUCUGAAUACCCAGUCGAAAAGGUGACCUUUCGUGAUUCGCGUGGAAAAGUGUUCUGGUCUUUUGAGGAUUUCAAUGAAAGAAUCUCUGAAAGACAUGGUUACCCAUGCGUGUUUUUCGACCGGCGCAUGUUGAUUCAAAUCUUGUAUGACAAGAUUCAGCAAAAAGACAAGAUCCUAACUUCCGAGAGAGUAGUUACUGUGAAAAACCACCCCACCCAUGUGGCGAUUACUACACAGUCCGGAAAGGAAUUCACGGGAACAUUCGUUGUUGGCGCAGAUGGUAUCCAUUCGGCUGUUCGACAACAGAUGUGGGAGAGCGCGCAGAAGUUAGAUCCAACAUGGAUCGAUCCGUCCGAGAAAGAUGCCCUCCCAGCAACAUACGCGUGCAUCUUCGGUAUAUCGAAAGGAGGACCGGGUGUGGAGAAAGGAACUCUGAACUCGGUUUUCAACGAGCAUUUCUCUUACCUGGUCCCAAGCGGUCCGGGAGACAGGACUUAUUGGUUUCUAGUUAAAAACAUGGGCAAAACACUCCAUGGUUCUGAGAUUCCACGUUACACGAAAGAAGACGAGGAAAAGCUUGUCAAGGAACACUGGGACGACUAUAUCACCCCGACACUGCAAUUCUCAGACUUAUACAAACACAAGAUAAGCUCCGUGUACACAGCUCUACCGGAGUACGUGUACAAGAAAUGGUAUUUUCAAAGAAUCAUGACCACUGGUGAUGCAGCACACAAGUUCGAGCCAUUGACCGGGCAAGGAGGCAAUAAUGCAAUUGAAACUGCAGCAUCCUUGGCCAAUCAUUUGGUCGCGUCUUUGAAGAAGAGCGAUUCGGGAAACCUGUCAACAACAGAAAUCGCGUCUAUUUUCGAGAAAACUCAGCGACAACGCGAGGAUCGUACUUGGUCUCUCGUCAAACAGUCGCAUGCCAGACAGCGCAUGGAAUGCAUGGAGACUUCUGUUUUGAAAUUCGUCGCUAGAUACGUCAUACCGUAUGUUCCAAAAAGCGUGCUGACAGAUCGAUGGGUCGACACAUAUGCUUCGGGUGUUUCCUUAAACAUGCUUCCGGCACCUGAGAGGGACCAUACAAUCCCUUUCUACGACGAGUUGCUCAGAGCCCCAUCCGCUCGUGGACCAUUUGGAUAUCUGUUGUACAUCGUCUUUGCGGCCUUCGCGGUAGUUGCAUUUCAACUACUGUUCGCAGCUGGAAAGGUAAAUGGCACCUGGUCUCUGGUCCAUGAAGCAGUCAUCAGUCGCUCAAUUGGCGACUUGAGUGGAAGCUUGCGUGAGUCUUACACAGGCGUGCAAUCUGUUGACAAAAUUCUCAUGACACUCGUGUCAAUCUUCCUACCGGCUAUUACCAGCCCUCGACAAGAGCAGCCAUUGCAGCUUCUGUAUUUCUUGUCGUCGAUGCUGCCGCUCAUUGCCAUUUUUACUAUCGAGGGAUAUCGACAGAAGAACAGGUGGUCCAUGAUAGCAAGUCCCAGCAUUUGGGGUAUUUUGUACCAGCUGCGCGGAAUUGGAUUCAUCGCACCACUGUACUUCGCUGCCAGCCUUUUCGUCUCGCGGAAAUCUAUAUUCCUCCUCGUACCCGGCCGAGAGGUACUUGUGGCCAAGUUCAUUCUCCCAGCGCUCAUACUUGGAUUCAUCGUGCCCACCAUUCUGCUCUUCUUUCCAUUCAAGGACACUGAGAGCCUACAGGCCGUUAUUGCGGCCUGGCAGCCUGCACCUGCACUAGUCUCUUGCUUCACAUAUGUCUUUGCAAAGCUCGCCAAUGCGGUGGUGAAGAAACCAAGUGGGCAGAAUCCAGGGUCACCCGGAGAUGACAUGUUUCACUUGCGUGCCAUUUAUCAGACAACUGGAACGAUCGCAGCCUGUAUCCAUCUCAGCGUUGUCAUUGGCUGUUUCAUUUCGAACGAAAUUUCGCUGAUGCAGAUCUUUGUUCCCGGAGAUUCAUUUGCUAGAGUUGAAACGUUGGCGGACGGUGUAUUUGUUUUCUUCCAGAAUGACUUUCUUCUCGUGACAGCAGCUAGCUUCAUAUGGAGCUUGGUGAAUAUUGCUGAUCUCCACAGAGCAGGACUGUCACGGGUUGAUUGGAAAGCUGGGCUCGGCUACUUGAUGGCCGGAUUUGUGCUUAUUGGGCCAGGUGCCAGCGCUGCAGCCUUGUGGUUCUGGCGUGAAGAUGUGAUGAGCCGGAGAAAGGCAAUCAAAUGA
Molecule: messenger RNA, 2355 nt
Organism: Penicillium waksmanii
Lineage: Eukaryota; Fungi; Ascomycota; Eurotiomycetes; Eurotiales; Aspergillaceae
Product: FAD-dependent oxidoreductase
Exons: 5
Coding region: 1-2355 (784 amino acids)
Molecular function (GO): FAD binding
Source: RefSeq, a predicted model, not a curated record